GCUUUCGCCGGUCAGCACAUUUUGUUUACAGAUAAAUACCUUGACAGCCGCAGAGGCUGAGAAGGAGAUCCACCAUAUCCAAAAUGGGAAAAAUCACAUUCUUUGAAGAGAAGAAUUUCCAGGGCCGUUGCUAUGACUGCAACAGUGACUGUCCAGACCUGCGCUCCUACUUCUCCCGCUGUAACUCCAUCCGUGUGGCCAGCGGUGCCUGGGUCCUCUACGAGCACCCCAACUACAAGGGUUACCAGUACGUCCUAAGCCCCGGCGAGUACCCCGACUACCAGCAGUGGAUGGGUUUCAACGACAGUGUCAAAUCCUGCCGCGUUAUCAAAAACGUCUAUGGCAAUGCUUGGAAGUUGAGGCUCUACGAGCGCCCUGACUUUGGAGGCCAGAUGAUGGAGUACUCUGAUGACUGUCCGUCAGUGCAGGAGGCCCUCAAAUUCCGCGAAGUCUUCUCCUGCAUGGUCACCCAUGGAGCCUGGUGCUUCUAUGAGCACCCCAACUACAGGGGGCGCCAGUACUUCCUUGAGCGCGGCGAGUACAGGAAGUACUCCGACUGGGGGGCCCAGUCUCCUGACGUCGGUUCCUUCCGCAGGAUCACUGACUUCUAAAGCCCCCCCCCCCCACCACAUCUGUGCAGAUCCAUGUUGAUCUGAUGAGGGAACCCAGUUCUAAUACCAAUAAAACUCCUGCAAAGCAAAA
Sardina pilchardus (European sardine) is the source of this 702-nucleotide messenger RNA. Its product is annotated as gamma-crystallin M2-like. Bases 84 to 611 code for a protein of 175 amino acids. Gene Ontology annotation, biological process: visual perception; lens development in camera-type eye. Gene Ontology annotation, molecular function: structural constituent of eye lens. The transcript has 3 exons. The record is from RefSeq and is a predicted model, not a curated record. NCBI's taxonomy places the organism in Eukaryota, Metazoa, Chordata, Actinopteri, Clupeiformes, Clupeidae.